AUGAUCCGUCUUUUAUCAACAACAAACACUGCUCCCGUCUCACCGCCCCGCCCCGCCCUGCCGCCCUCCCGACCUCCCGCCCGCCCCGCGUACUACCUACUGAUUAAAUAUAGGUACAACAAUUGCGUCGGCAUGUGGGUCAUCACCGCCGCCGAGGAGCACCUCUCCACCGUCGCUUCGCUCCCUGCCGCCUCAAACAUGGCCAACACGACUAUGAACGAUCCCAUUCACACAGACGCUACGUCCAAUUAUUUAUCGUCAAACCCC
Brenthis ino (lesser marbled fritillary) is the source of this 267-nucleotide messenger RNA. The record is from the annotation of a GenBank genome assembly. NCBI's taxonomy places the organism in Eukaryota, Metazoa, Arthropoda, Insecta, Lepidoptera, Nymphalidae.